AUGAAGCGUUCACGAGGUCAACUAAUGAUACAUUUAGUAGAAAAAAAAUGCAGCAAAACUAAAACACUCGAAAAUUUCGAAGAUUCUCCCUUCCCUCCGCGUGCGGAAUUAUUUACUGAAGAAAUGUCGUUCAUCAAUACUGUUGUUAAUUUAAACAAUCCAGAAGACUUUUUCGAGGAAACACCAACAAUUAAAAAUUUAUAUCGAAAUUUAUCAAACAAUUCGUCAGAUUCUGAUAGUUCUACUACAUGUUUUAAGGACCAGGAAGUUUGUGUGAUCGUUCAUAAUACACAAGAAAGAAAGUGUGAACCACAGCUUUUAUCUUCACAUCAAAAUCUUAUUACUGGACUAAGUGUAUCUAAGCAGGAAAAACUUCCUAAAGAUGAUAUUGAGAGCUUCACACCUAUACUUUUACCAUCAGUUUCUUUUUCAUCAGCCUAUCAACAAACUGAAAGCGAGUUUGAUUGUUUUCCUUUAAAUUCAGAUUACACUGAUACACCGCUAAGUAGUCCGACAAAUGCAAAGACAAAAAAACAAAAAAAGAAAGAUAAGGGCAGAUUACGAGAAAGAUACCAAAGCAGGUGGCUAAAUGAGAAACGAAAAUACAACUUAAACAGAGGCUUAGAAUAUAUAAGUAGGACUGGAAACAUAACUAAACAGAAAGAAAUGAAAGCUCCUAGUAAAUAUCCUAGAAAAUAUGCUGAAAAAGUGGAAGAAAUGGCAAAAUUUCUUGUUGUUGGUCACAUCCAGAACGAGGGUGACAGUAUUCACUCCGUAAUAGAAAAGAAAACCAGAAAUGUUUUGAUUUAUACUCCAGAUCAAUGGUCUCUUGCCUUCAAAAUGGCCACUGCUAAUGCAAAACCAUACAUAGUAAAAGAAGUUACUCAAUCUUUAAUUUUUGAUUUUAAGUCGUGUCUUACCUUUUUUGAUAACUGGAAGAAGAACUGUAUUGGAGAGCUUGUGAUGUGGAAUAAAAUUUGUGAGGUUAAUGUUCAGGCCAAAGAUUUAUUUAAGCUCAAUUACAAAUAUACUUUUGAAAAAGAUACCUAUAAAACUAUACAAUGUGUAAGAAGUAACACACGAACCGCCAUACAAAAUGUUACUAAGAAAUUUGAUAGUUUAAAUGUAGCUUACAAAAGCUUAUUAGCAAUUGAUAAAAAAAUACAAAGAUCUUCAAGAUCUUUGUAUUUCGACUGUAAUUCC
Messenger RNA from Brenthis ino (lesser marbled fritillary), 1203 nucleotides. Lineage: Eukaryota; Metazoa; Arthropoda; Insecta; Lepidoptera; Nymphalidae. The record is from the annotation of a GenBank genome assembly.